This is a messenger RNA of Rattus rattus (black rat), 3169 nucleotides long. It is a transcript of the gene Parp9, whose product is annotated as poly(ADP-ribose) polymerase family member 9. Gene Ontology annotation, molecular function: NAD+ poly-ADP-ribosyltransferase activity; transcription corepressor activity; ubiquitin-like protein ligase binding. Gene Ontology annotation, cellular component: nucleus; cytoplasm. Gene Ontology annotation, biological process: negative regulation of gene expression; positive regulation of type II interferon-mediated signaling pathway. The record is from RefSeq and is a predicted model, not a curated record. Lineage: Eukaryota; Metazoa; Chordata; Mammalia; Rodentia; Muridae.
AUGGCUGUCUGCGUCUGGCUCGCUUGGGGCUCAGGGGUGCUGCACAACCAGGACAGAGAGAAGGCGCGUCCGGCCCCAGAGACCCGAGAGGCAAAGUUUCAGUUUCGUUUCCCGGGAGGUCCCUCCCUGUUCCCCGCAGAGCCGCCGCCUCUCUUGCUCUGCAGUGGGCCAGGCCAUCACCCGACUCAGGCACCAUCUCCUGGAUUACAGAGUACACUUGGAAACACAAACGAGUAUAAACAUCCGGAGACCAGCGUGGGACGUGAAGAAUGGCCUAUUACACAAGUACAUCAGCUGAGCAUUGGCAGACAAACCUCAGCACUAGGGAGACUCAGGGUCCAGGAGCAGCAGCUCCCACCAAAGACCAGCGACGAUUCUCUUGAACACCACCAUAGAUGGCAAAUUCUUAAACACAACAUCUUCGAAAUUUUGAAAAGCAAUGAGAGUCAGUUGUAUGAAGUCCUCCAGAAAAAGUUUGGAUGUAUCUGUACCCUGAGAUAUCCAACUCCAGCAGGAAGCAGCUCUCCUGCUCAGAAGGUCUUCAGAAGGAUGCUGACCCCUGUAGAGCUAUCUGUCUGGAAGGAUGACCUCACCGGACAUGUUGUUGAUGCUGUGGUGAACGCAGCCAAUGAAGACCUUUUGCAUGGAGGUGGCCUGGCUGGAAGCUUGGUGAAAAUUGGUGGCUCUGAAAUCCAAGAAGAGAGCAAAAAUGGAUUGCCACCUAUGGUAAAAAUUCCAGUCGGUGGAUAUGCUGUCAAAAGCGGGAAGCUUCCUUGCCAUUUGAUUAUCCAUGCAGUUGGACCGUGGACAGUUAUGGACAGCCAGACAGCUAUUGAAUUACUGUCACUCGCCAUUGCCAACAUUCUAGACUAUGUCACCAAAUGGAAUACAUGCAUUAAGACAGUAGCAAUUCCAGCCCUGAGCUCUGGAAUUUUCCAGUUCCUCUGCAUUUGUGUAACGAUAAUUCUAGAAACUAUCUGUCUUUAUUUCCAAGACAAGCAAACAGUCAGUAAUUUCGAGAUUCAUCUGGUGAGCAAUGAGGGGCCCCACUGUUGAGUCCUUUAAAUCCGCCUCAGAAAAAUCCUCGGGAAGGAGCCGAGCUCCUGGGAGAGUCUAGAAAACCCUUCUUCCAGUGUAACUCUUCACAUUGGCCAGGGCCUGACUCUCCAGAUUGUCCAAGGCUGCAUUGAACUGCAAACAACAGAUGUAAUUGUUAAUUCUGGACACGUGCAGGAUUUUAAAUCGGGACAAGUGGCACAAUCGAUUCUUAAAAGAGCAGGGUUUGAAAUGGAAAUGGAACUUGACAAGAUUAAACAGUCCUCAGAUUAUCAAGUGGUACAGGUCACAAAAGGAUUUAAAUUAUCCUGUCAGUAUGUGUUCCACGUGGCAUGGCAUUACAGUAUCAGCAAGGACCAGAUAUUGAAAAAUGCAAUGAAGUCCUGUCUAGAAAAAUGCCUUAAACGAGAUAUAAAUUCCAUUUCCUUUCCUGCUCUCGGGACAGGAGCAAUUAAUUUAGAGAAGAGUAUAGCAGCUAAGAUAAUGUUUGAGGAAAUUGUUGCAUUUGCUAAAGAGCACAAGGAGAAAACGUUAACUGUGAAGAUUGUGAUCUUUCCAGUGGAUGUGGAGACAUACAAGGUUUUUUGUGCUGAAAUGACGAAAAGGUCCAGUGAGCUGAAUCUCAACAGUGAUGGAGGCCGUUUAGCCCUGCCGUGGACCAGAGGGAAGCAAAGAAGCAGCAGCCUAGAAGAUGGAUCUCCUGCCAUCAAUCUCAUGGGUGUAGAAGUGGGAGAGAUGUGUGAGGCCAAGGAAUGGAUUGAAAGGUUGCUGACCUCCAAGGACCAUCACAUCAUUGAGAAUAAUCAUAUUCUCUACCUUGGGAUAAAAGAGCACGGCAUGUUGUCUGAGCUCCAGACAAGUUCAAAUGUCUCCAUUUCAGAGACUGUCAGUCCUAGAACGGCAACUUUAGAGAUUAAAGGUUCCCAGGCCGACCUCGUUGAAGCAGUUAUGAAGAUUGAAUGUAUGCUCUGUGAAGUUCAGGAAGAAGUGGCAGGAAAAAAGGAACGAAGCCUUCGGAGCUUGUCAGGAUGGGGGACUGACCAACAAGGAGAACUGGAUGAAAUGGAAGAAUGGUGCACAUUUCAACGAUACCCAGUAUCUUUAACUCAGGAAUUUCAGGACCGAAAGAAACACUUCGACAAGUGUGGCUUGUGUGUUGUGAAGGUGGAGGAGGUAGACAAUAAGGUGUUGCUGGCUGCGUUCCAAGAGAAGAAGAAGAUGAUGGAAGAGAAGAUGCCAAAGGGAUCUGGGAGCCAAAGGUUGUUUCAGCAGGUCCCACACCAGUUCUGCAAUGCAGUAUGCAGAGUCGGCUUCCACAGACUGUACUCGACACACAAUGACCCAGUUUAUGGAGCCGGCAUAUAUUUCACCAAGAGCCUCAAGAAACUAGCAGACAAGGCCAGAAAAACCUCUAGCACAGACAGGCUAAUCUAUGUGUUUGAGGCAGAAGUACUCACAGGGUCCUUCUGUCAGGGUAAUUUCUCAAAUAUCAUCCCUCCGCCAUUGAGUCCUGGGGCUUUAGAUGUUCAUGACAGCGUGGUUGACAAUGUUUCCAACCCUGAAACCAUUGUUAUUUUUAGUGGCGUACAGGCGAUGCCCAAGUACUUGUGGACUUGUACACAGGAUAGGACAUUCUCACAGCAUCCGAUGUGGUCACAGGGCUACUCAUCAGAACCAGGAAUGGCCUCUUCGCUGCAGUCCUGGGGAAGGGUCUCAAAUGGCAGCCCUGUUUAGUCUCCACGUCAUUUUAACAAGCAGAAGGGUUUGCGUGAACUGACAAAAAUGACGACCAUUAGUGACUUGAGUGACAGGUUAUCUGUUCAGACUGACGGGGUCACUAAAGGCACCAGCCACACACUAGCAUCUUGUGCCUUCACCAGGAGCUGGGCAGAUGCCAGCUAAAACUUCCUCACUGUCUUUUCUACUUGACAUCUUUCAUCUCCCUCCCUGUAGGUGACAGCAAGAAUACUUUAUAUAGAACAAGGAUUCUUUUUUCAAGUCUGUUAUUCUAAAAUGUGAUAGCACAAACUAGGACGACAGGAUGAUUUUGAUUUUUCUAUAUAAUUUUAUAAAGUGCUUUGGAUAUUCAAAUAAAUCACCUUUGUCUGAGUAA